UUUUCACAUCUCUAAGUUAUAAUAGAGUUAAAUGGUGUAGAAUCAACACCGUUCGUGGUUUUAUUGUCAGGUCCAACUUCCGGUUGCAGGUCUGAGAACAGUAAACAGACGGUCUGACAGUGUGGAGGCCACUUCAAGUUCACGUUAAAAGAGUCAAAUAACAAUAAAACAUAAUACAUGUUAAAUAUGAUGUUGAGUUAGAGCCACAUUCAGGAAUAAAACACAAUAAACACAGGUGAAUUAAAAAAAAUAUCAAAUAUUCAAUGAAACGGGGGCCAGUUCUGCUAAUGUGUGUGUGGUUCCUGUUUCAGAACAGAUGACGUUUCCUCCACGUUGAUGACGCUGAUGCUCAUGAAGUUCCUCAAUAUUUGUGAAACCGAUGCGAACGUUUAACAAAUUGCACCCUGGAAUACGUCACCUAACGUCUGGACAACAGGCCGUUAAACUUCACUCCACUCUCGUGUUUAUUCGUUUUAAAUUAAAGUCGUGGCGCUGGUUUUCAUCUGUAAAUGAUUAACUAAUGUCUUUGGUUUAUAUUUCUCUACAAUAUUCACUAAGUUCAGCCUCGAACACGGACUGGUCGCCGGUGUUGUUGUAGUUCCCGGCGGCCGGAAACAGCGGCAGAGUGAAGCCUCUCCUCUCAGGGUGUAACGUUCAAAAACUUCCGUGACGGCGCUGGAACUGGAACUGAAGCGAGGGUUUGAGAGCGGGAGGGGAAUUCCAGCUCAGCCCUCACCCCCACCACUGCCCCCCCGGACAACCUUGUUUUGCUUUCGCUCCGCACUUAGAAACAGAAAAACGGUCACACUUUUGUUUUCCUGGAAAAAUAAACACGAGGACGAAGAGUUGAAGUUGUCGUCGGCCGUGAGGCAGCGCUCGUCACUCCGUCAGCAGGACCGUGGAGUCAGCGGAGUCAGGUAGAGGUUCGAUUUCCGCAUUUUCGCUGUUGGCUGGAGACACACACACACACACACACACACACAGGGCACACAGACACACACGGGCAGACGGUGCAGGACGACAUGACAGAUCGCUGUGACACCAUGCCAGUAGAGAGGAUGAGGAUGAGACCAUGGCUGGAGGAGCAGAUAAACUCCAGUCAGAUACCAGGACUGAAAUGGCUUAACAAGGAAAAAGGAAUCUUCCAGAUUCCCUGGAUGCACGCGGCCCGUCAUGGCUGGGACCUGGAGAAGGACGCGCCCCUCUUCAUGAGAUGGGCCAUUCACACAGGUAAAUACCAGCCCGACGUGGACCGUCCCGACCCAAAGACGUGGAAGGCUAACUUUCGCUGUGCCAUGAACAGCCUGCCGGACAUCGAGGAAGUGAAGGACAAGAGCAUCAAAAAGGGAACCAACGCCUUCAGAGUUUAUAAGAUGCUGUCGUCCACGGAGAGAAAUCUGAGAAAAGGAAAGAAAAAGUCUGACAAAGAGGGGAGACCCAGAGAACACAGUGAGUCAGAUUCUGAUGGUUGGUCCUCCGACUGUCUCCGUCCUCAGGAAUCCUCGUUUCAGCUGCCAGACAGGAUUCUUCUCCAGGCUGACGGUGGACACGCCGACCCUUUCAAAGGUCAUCCAAUGAUCAAAAAGGAGGAAGUAGAACCAGUAGCUGUGGACGCAGCCUCAGCUGUCCACAGUCCAUUCUACGACCACGUGAUCACCAGCGAACAGCUGCCAUUCGUUUGUCAGACCAUUGAAGUAACCACUGAGAACGAGGAGCAGACAGUUAGCUCCUCCCACUCCUACCCGCUCCAAAUCUCCCCGGUCUCUUCAUGCUACGGCAGCGACACAGACAGUGACACGGAGGACACUAAAGAGGUUGGCGGUGCAGUCUGGAGACGGGGAACCCAGAACCCAGUCCUCAGGUUUCCCACGUGUUCUCUGCCCGGAAUGGCCUCGUUCUUCAGUCCAAACAAGCCCAACUUCAGAGUGACCAGCCAGCGGGACCCCGCCCCACUCAUCAGCUACCACACUGACCCCUGGGCCUCCGCCUACAGCCAGAACUCUCCCACGUCGCCGACCCAGAGCAACAGUCAAGAGGUGCGAGAAAGUGUCAUCAAGAAAACGUCUGACGUCACGCCCUCCUGACCCCGGACCGGUCGAGAACCCGGCUGCCCUCGGGGCAGAACCGACCUAGAACCGACCAGAAUGUGGCUAAAAAGACAAACCAUCACAUGUGGGGUGUGUGUGUGUGUGUGUGUGUGUGCCUGACUAGAGCUGCAGUGAUGGGAGCCACUCAGUGUCUGAGUCUUGAACCCGUUCCCUGACCCAGGGGUCAGUCCUUUAAAUACUUGAAUGUUCCGUGUGUCUCUGGGAGGACCACAGCUUCUGCACUUUAUUAUCACCACGUCCUGGACACGUGAGACGGAGCAUGUUUUUAACCUGUGGCCCAGUGGUUAAAGGAUUUUUAUUAGAUGGUUGGAGGUUCGACUCCAGGGCCUGUCAGAGGGCAGUUACACUGUAAGGUGCAAAGCAUUUAUUUAUGGGACACUUUCCAUCCAGUCCAGAAGACGGGUCAGAACAGACCCAGUCAAAUCACCUGUAGGUUCUCUGCAGGAACCGGUUGAGUUCUCUGAGCAGAGUGUGAUAUGAACCGGUGGAACAAAGAGGUUUGAAUGGAACGAGGAAGUUGGACCUGGGUCGACAAACCAGAUCAACAGGAUGAUGAUGAUGAUGAUGAUGAUGAUGAUGAUGAUGAUGAUGAUGAUGAGCCCAGAAUCACUGCAGACCCUGUCACGUGUAUGUAUGUGUGUGUGUGUGUGUGUGUGUGUGUGUGUGUGUAAAGCAAAGCUCAGGUUAAAGUCCGUUGCAGGACACACUGAUGACACAGACUUUGAAAUCGUGUCUUCUCCUUACCGCCUCCUGCUGGUAAUUAUUUGCAUAAAUCUAUGUAUGUUGGCUGGGGUGGCUUUAGCACCUUAUGGACAGCACUAGUAUGUGUGUGUGUGUGUGUGUACAACCUGCGCUUCACCCUGUUAUUGUCGGUCGUUUGUCUACUGACUACACACACACACGGGGAGUGUGUGUGUGUGUGUGUGUAGUCAGGUUGUUUGGGCUGAAUCAGAACCAGCUUCUGUAAUGAAGGAAGAGCUGAAAACACAGUCGGUCUUGAAGUUGUACUUGAAGUACAGCUCCAUAAACGUGUACGGUUUUAUGAUGACAUUUUUGUAAAGAGAAAUCUUUAUAAAAAUGUACGUAUUUUCAUGUACAAUACAUUUGUAUUAAUCUUAAAUAUUCAUAAAUAUAUGUACACUUUACUACAUGUUUAUAAACCUGAUCCCAGUGGAACGUUGGUUCUGUUAGAACACAGUGGAAGAGUCUGGUUCACCUGUUGGCAGUGACCUCAGCAGUGACCUCAGCAGUGACCCUUGACACGCUGACUCACGGUCUCUCGUCCACUCUCUUCUCUCAGAGUAAACGUGCCUGCUAACACAG
Cynoglossus semilaevis (tongue sole) is the source of this 3431-nucleotide messenger RNA. RefSeq names its product interferon regulatory factor 2b (gene irf2b). Gene Ontology annotation, biological process: regulation of transcription by RNA polymerase II; immune system process. Gene Ontology annotation, molecular function: RNA polymerase II cis-regulatory region sequence-specific DNA binding; DNA-binding transcription factor activity, RNA polymerase II-specific. Gene Ontology annotation, cellular component: nucleus. The record is from RefSeq and is a predicted model, not a curated record. Bases 1023 to 2084 code for a protein of 353 amino acids. The transcript is spliced from 9 exons. Lineage: Eukaryota; Metazoa; Chordata; Actinopteri; Pleuronectiformes; Cynoglossidae.